Plasmodium gonderi is the source of this 1089-nucleotide messenger RNA. Its product is annotated as variable surface protein. The record is from RefSeq and is a predicted model, not a curated record. The transcript is spliced from 3 exons. NCBI's taxonomy places the organism in Eukaryota, Apicomplexa, Aconoidasida, Haemosporida, Plasmodiidae. Bases 1 to 1089 code for a protein of 362 amino acids.
AUGACAGAAGAUGCACUGGACAUAACUAUACUAAGCAGGAUUUAUCCAUUUUUAAGAAAAACAUGGAAAUUAUUUGAAGACCUUGAUGAAACAGUGGAAACUAGAUUAGAAAAUGUAAUAUAUCAAAAUAUAUGCACGCCAGUUACUGUUAUAUUAAGAUUACAUGAUAAAAAGUACACUGAUUUUUGCAAGAAACUUAUAAGAAAUUAUAAUCUACUUUGUAAUAAUCCAAGUGAAUGCAAAAUUAAUCCUAGCUAUUGUAAGGACUUGAACAAUUGGUUGUAUUAUUAUAUAAAAAAAGAAAACCUCGAUGGAGAGAUUUUUAAUAAUUUUUUCAAUUAUAUUAUAAGUUACUCGAAAAUGUAUGCUCCCGAAAACAAAAUGUGCUUAUAUUCAUACGAUACAAAUUAUAUAGAACCGCUUAAAGUUCUAAUGCUAAACAUCUUUGAAUCUAAUAUAAGUGAAAUUAAGGUAGUAUUAGAAGGUCCGCAUGAUAUAAUGAAAUGUUAUUGUCAAGAAUUUGUCAAGAAGAUGGUACAAAUAUAUAGAAGUAUGAAUUCUGAGUAUUGCAGUAAUGGCAAUGAAACAAAAGAUAAAAAUAUGAGAAUUUGUUCUGUUUUAAGAACUUUUAGUAGUUUGUACACAAUAUAUCUUUAUAAUAAAGAAUCUAUGAAAAGUAUAUUACCCUCAUUAACAUCUGAAAAUAAUAUAGAAUUUAUUAGUUGUGAAUCGAGUGUUGAAGAAAAAAAAUUACAAUUAGAAAAUGAAAUAUCAACAUUAACUCAGAUUGACACAAAAAAUAAACACCAGGAAUUUGAGUAUCAUAGCUCAAAUAUAACUAUAAUAAAUAUUUUACCAACAUUUCUAUCAAUAAUUGGUGGAUUAUCCUUUUUUUUUAUGUUAUCCUAUAAGGUUCAUAUAAUGCAUUUUACACCAAUUGGUAACAUCUUUCGCUCCAAGAAAAGAGUAAAAAAAGUAAAAAGUAUAUAUGAUGGAGUUGAGCAAAAAGAAUUAUUAUACCAUACACAAGAUAAUGAAAACAUUAAUUCAUAUAAUCAUAGAUAUGACAUAGCAUAUGCAAAAUUAUAA